Umbelopsis ramanniana AG is the source of this 861-nucleotide messenger RNA. RefSeq lists its product as uncharacterized. The transcript has a single exon. NCBI's taxonomy places the organism in Eukaryota, Fungi, Mucoromycota, Umbelopsidomycetes, Umbelopsidales, Umbelopsidaceae. The record is from RefSeq and is a predicted model, not a curated record. The coding region runs from base 21 to 548 and encodes 175 amino acids.
AAUCUCCUGGCUAUCUCCCCAUGUCAAGCAGCAUGUCCUUCACGCAGUUACCUGGGCUGCAGAUGGCCUUCUGGUAUUUUGAUGUCCCACAGCGGAUUGCUGUCUGGUGUCUGACCACUUGCUACCGCAUGUUCCCAAACAGGGAUCCAAAGACACCUUUUAAGAGAGGCAGACAGCUGGCUUACUUACUCUCCAUCUUCUAUGUCAUCGGUAUACUGGGAACUCUUAUUAUCACCUUCCGUGACCUUCCUAUGAACUACUAUCAACACUUUGGUGCAAGCUGUCAGGAUCUGGACCUUGGCCAACUGAAACGACUGUUCAGACGACUAUCCUUAAUAUACCACCCCGACAAGAACCCAGAUCCAGAAGCUAUGGAAAACUUUGUCCGGCUGCGAACUGCAUACGAGACUUUGACUGAUGAUAAGAGGAGAGAGAUUUAUAAUCGCAUGGGACCGAACUUGAAGUUUGUAGAUAAUUCAGCCACUAUAAUCGAUUGUAUGGAAGCAUCUGCCCGAAAAAUGGCUCAGGACCAUGUCAUGUCUUUGUAAGUAUUUUCGAGAUCGCUUUUAUGCUUGUAAAUUCUUUACUCAUCCAUUGUAUCUUCUUCCCGUUUAUUUAUAAAAUAACACAAAAGACUGUUUCAAUUUGGUGUCGGCUUCUUUGCUCCUGCUAUGAAGGUCACUCGAUGGAAAGUUAUACUACUUACUGUCUUCGUCGCCAUUGAACUCAACAUUUUGGCUUCACCUAAAUCAUGCGAUAUACGUGUUCUAGGACACCCUUUCUUACUGCACGAAAUGCUGUUGAUGACGAGACAUUUGUACCAUAGCUUGAAUGUGGCUCUUUCUCGUAUUAUACCGCACU